UAGACGCGCGGUUUAUGCGUUCAUCAACCGAUCGACCAAAGUAUUCGGUCAGCAGCUGAUAACAGUCAACUGUACUUCUUCUGAAUUGAAGAAUAUUAUUAACGAUGAAAUCAAUUUGAAAUCUCGAAGGAAAAUGCACAAGGGAGUUACCUCGAUGACAAGUUGGCACCGUCGUCGAAUUGUUGAAAUUUACAGUAGGAUCCUUGCAGACGUCCAAGCUUACUGGUGCAAUUUGUCGGGUUGUCCUCACUUGGCAUCUGAAUGCAAGCAGUUCUCCAGGAUUGCCGAAUCACUACGGCAGCCUGCCUUCAUUGGUCGUUCUUCGCCGUGAGCACAUAUUGACGGAGAUAUUUUCUUCUUUGCCGAAGUUUGAAGGCAGACACCUGAAUCAACAUCGAGUGCAGCGCGCUUUCCCGCGGAAGCAGCUCGCAUUUUGCGAGGCCGCUGUUGAUUCUGACAGAUUUGCCCGAAAGAGCUGUCAAACAAAACCCGAAACUUUCAGGGAAGAUUUUACUUCGAUACGUGUCGUUCAUAGUGGAGGAAUCGGGGGAUCAUGAUGCCCCCCAUAAUUGGGGAAACGCUGCGCGUAUGGUUCCUCUCGGCGCUGGUCGUCCACGGAGCCGUUGCCGGAAAUCCGGACGCGAAACGCCUCUACGACGAUCUGCUGUCCAACUACAACAAACUCGUGCGGCCCGUGGUGAACACCUCGGAUGUGCUGCGCGUAUGCAUCAAGCUUAAGCUCUCACAGCUCAUCGAUGUGAACUUGAAGAACCAAAUCAUGACAACAAAUCUAUGGGUCGAACAGUCAUGGUACGACUACAAACUGCGGUGGGAGCCGAAGGAGUACGGUGGAGUUCACAUGUUGCAUGUGCCGUCCGAUCACAUAUGGCGGCCCGACAUAGUACUCUACAACAACGCGGACGGCAACUUCGAGGUGACCUUGGCCACGAAGGCCACGAUCUACCAUCAAGGAUUGGUCGAGUGGAAGCCGCCAGCCAUAUAUAAAUCAUCCUGCGAGAUCGACGUGGAGUACUUCCCAUUCGACGAGCAGACCUGCGUCCUCAAGUUCGGUUCGUGGACCUAUGACGGCUUCAAGGUCGAUCUAAGACACAUGGAUGAAAAAUCGGGAAGCAACGUGGUGGACGUGGGGGUUGAUCUGUCCGAAUUCUACAUGUCGGUAGAAUGGGAUAUUUUAGAAGUGCCUGCAGUUCGGAACGAGAAGUUUUACACUUGCUGCGACGAGCCCUACUUGGACAUCACGUUCAACAUCACAAUGAGGAGGAAAACCCUCUUCUACACAGUGAACAUUAUCAUCCCCUGCAUGGGGAUAUCGUUUCUCACGGUUCUCACAUUUUAUCUACCUAGUGACAGCGGUGAAAAGGUAACGCUUUCCAUCUCGAUUCUCAUCAGUCUUCAUGUGUUUUUCCUGCUGGUCGUCGAAAUCAUCCCGCCGACAUCACUGGUUGUGCCAUUGCUUGGAAAGUACCUGAUAUUCGCCAUGAUACUUGUCUCGAUAAGUAUAUGUGUUACCGUGGUCGUUCUCAAUGUUCACUUCCGUUCACCACAGACGCACAAAAUGGCACCUUGGGUGAAGAGAGUUUUUAUACAUAUUCUUCCGCGACUUCUAGUCAUGAGGAGACCUCAGUAUAAAUUUGAAACUAGCAGGUACACUUCCGGCAGAGUGUUAAUGAGGACCGUCAGAGGAAAGGAGAAGACUUGUUAUUAUCCUUAUCAUCCGUCGACUCAGGAAGACAGUGAAGAACAUCUUACACCCAAAAGAUUCCACAGCCGUCCUCCAUCAAAAGAAGACCUGUCGCCUUCCAGCCUUACGGACGGCGCGAGGUUUGGAGGCAGCUGCAUGAUUCACGGCCCCCCCUUACCACCGUUACCAUUACACACCGAGUGCGAAGAUCUCUCGGUCUCCGGAGACGCCGGCAUAGAAGAAGUCAAGAGUCCCGCGCUCCGAAGCCCGCCGGUCUUUUCGCAUUCUCGUUGUCCGCCGGAAGUGCACAAAUCGUGCAUCUGCGUGCGCUUCAUUGCCGAGCACACCAAAAUGCUCGAAGACUCGACUAAGGUAAAGGAAGAUUGGAAGUACGUAGCGAUGGUGCUGGACCGUCUGUUCCUCUGGAUCUUUACUCUAGCGGUUCUAGUGGGCACUGCGGGCAUUAUUCUGCAAGCGCCUACCCUCUACGACGAUCGGGUGCCGAUUGACAAGAAGUUCAGCGAGUUUGCAACCACGACGGUGGUGAAGUGUCCGCCCCAGUAGUCCAUGCCCGAGCCCUGCACCGUAGAGAAAGACUAAGGAUCAGACACCCGGAUCCUAGUCUUAGGAGAAUCCGCAAGCUCCACCUCCUUAUCCUCAACGAAAUUACGGCAAAAGGGCUCCGAUUUUGCAAAGAGUGAACUGAAAGUAUAUGAAUGGCAAUUUUGAAGACAGCGCGAUGGGUGGGACGUUAGAUUCCUUUCCUUUAAGAGAGAAACGAAAACCGGAGGAACGAAAUAGAGGCUCGUCGAUAGAAGCGUAAGAGUCACCGAAAGGAGACGAUGUACGUCGUUACGAAAUCCUGAAACGAGAGAACUCGAGGCGACGUCGUCGCUUGAACAAAUUGCACUCGGUGUCUCGAAUAAGGACGCGCCGCUCGCGUGAUGGGCGCGAGAUUUUCGCAAGGAAUACACAUACACCUACAUAGUCUGCUCAAGUAAAUCGUAAUAACGAAGCUGCCACUAUUUAAUCGGGUAACACAUCAGGCUAACGGACGUUACGGUGUAAUACUGUACAGUAAUAUUAAUGCCUCGAGGAACGAGGACCGCGCGCGCGCGCGACGAUCGAGCUUCCGAUCUCCGCCAUUCUGUCAUUCGUCUAAACUCGCGCGAACGGCCGUUAUAAGUCAUCGUUCGAAUAAAUUCGGAUUAAUAAAGUUCGUCGUGAAAUUAGAGCUAAUGCGAAAUUUAUUAAUGUUGAUAUAUUUCUGUCUACGUUACAGAUUUAUAUAAUCUAGAACGAGACGGAAAUACAAAGUUAGCUUCGAUUGAUAACGACGUCGUGAUGCGAUCGUGAUUGCUGCAGCAUCUUGUACAUAC
Pogonomyrmex barbatus (red harvester ant) is the source of this 3081-nucleotide messenger RNA. It is a transcript of the gene nAChRalpha4, whose product is annotated as nicotinic acetylcholine receptor alpha4. Gene Ontology annotation, molecular function: acetylcholine-gated monoatomic cation-selective channel activity; transmembrane signaling receptor activity. Gene Ontology annotation, biological process: monoatomic ion transmembrane transport. The record is from RefSeq and is a predicted model, not a curated record. Gene Ontology annotation, cellular component: postsynaptic membrane. Lineage: Eukaryota; Metazoa; Arthropoda; Insecta; Hymenoptera; Formicidae.